AUGAACCAACCUCACCCCCUCCCCCUUGUCCCCCGGCCUCUACUUCUACCCCCGACCAUGCUGCCAAAAUGCGCCCUACUUGUUCCUGUACCCCACCACGACUCUCUCGCGCGUAGAAUCUUGCACAGGCUAAGAUACUAUGGGGUGGGCAUGCAUACAUAG
Molecule: messenger RNA, 162 nt
Organism: Plenodomus lingam JN3
Lineage: Eukaryota; Fungi; Ascomycota; Dothideomycetes; Pleosporales; Leptosphaeriaceae
Source: RefSeq, a predicted model, not a curated record